This is a messenger RNA of Oryza sativa Japonica Group (Japanese rice), 1724 nucleotides long. RefSeq names its product cytochrome P450 76T24. NCBI's taxonomy places the organism in Eukaryota, Viridiplantae, Streptophyta, Magnoliopsida, Poales, Poaceae. Gene Ontology annotation, molecular function: heme binding; oxidoreductase activity, acting on paired donors, with incorporation or reduction of molecular oxygen; iron ion binding. The record is from RefSeq and is a predicted model, not a curated record.
GCCAACGCCUCAUCGAAAAUGGCUUCCUUUUUGCUUGUAAGCAUCAUGCUCUCACUCCUGCUCGUCCUCUUCUCCCACCUCCUCCAACGUAUCGCCGCCGCUCGCCGCCGUCUUCCCCCCGGCCCAUGCCCGCUGCCGCUCAUCGGCAACCUCCUUGACAUCGGCGACCUCCCCCACCGCUCAUUCGCGCGCCUGGCCGAGCGCUACGGCCCGCUCAUGACCGUCCGGCUCGGCGCCGCGACUUGCGUCGUCGCCUCCUCGCCGGCGACGGCCCGCGCGGUGCUCCAGACGCACAACGCCAGCCUCGCCGGCCGCGGCCGGCAGGACGCGUGGCACGCCGGCGGCCACGCGGAGAACUCCGUGUUCGUCCUCCCGCCGGGCCGCAAGUGGCGCCUGCUGCGCAAGCUCGGCGCGGCGCACCUGUUCUCGCGGCGGAAGCUCGCCGAGCUGGCGCCGCUCCGCGACGAGAUCGUCGGCGGCCUCCUCCGGCGCGUCGCCGAGCGCGCGGACCACCGCGGCGGCGCGCCGGUCAACGUGGGGCGCCUGGCGCUCGCGGCGAACGUGGAGCUGCUGUGGCGCUCCGUGUUCUCCACCCGCCUCGACGCGGCGACGCUCGACGUGCUCUGCGACGUCGCGCGCGAGGCCGCCGUUCUCCUCGGGACGCCCAACGUCUCGGACUUCUUCCCGGCGGUCGCCGCGCUCGACCUCCAGGGCCUGCGUCGCAGGCUCGCCGAGCUGAUGAAGAACACGUACCGGCUGGUGGACGCGCAGAUCGACCAUCGGAUGCGCUGCAGGGAGUUGCGCGGCGGCCGCGGCGGCGAGGCCAUGGACUUGCUCGACGUGCUCCUUGACAUGUCCGAGCAAGAGCGGGAAGAUGGCGACGACGAGGUGAUAAACCGUGAUUUGAUGAGGGCGUUGCUCACGGAUUUAUUCGUUGGGGGGAGUGACUCCACCGCAACUACUGUAGAGUGGGCAAUGGCAGAGUUACUUCAAAAUCCUGAAAUCAUGAAAACGUUACAACAAGAAAUAAAAAUGGUUCUGGGCACUAGAUCUCAAGUUGAAGAAUCUGACAUUGGCCAACUUCCCUAUCUCCAAGCAAUUGUUAAAGAAACACUACGGCUACACCCAAUUGUGCCUUUGCGACUAUACGAGGCAGAGAGGACAGUAGAAAUAGAAGGACAUACAAUCCCCAAAGGGAGCAAAGUAAUAGUGAAUGCAUGGGCUAUUCAUCAAAGUGUUAAAGUUUGGAUACAACCAGAAAAGUUCCUCCCCAAGAGAUUCAUUACAAAAGAUAUCGAUUUUGCAGGUAGACACUUCGAAUUCAUUCCAUUUGGUUCAGGGAGGCACAUUUGCAUUGGAUUGCCUCUUGCCAACCGAAUGCUGCACAUGAUACUUGGCUCGCUUAUGCACCAAUUUAAAUGGACAAUGCCUCAAAUGGUGAACAGGAAUGGUUUAGACAUGGCUGAGAAGUUUGGAUUAGCGGUGUCAAUGGCUACCCGGCCAAAUAUUAUAGCUAGAAAAAUGUGACUUCUGGAAUUGUUGAACAUGUCAUUUUGAGAAUAGAGUAUGUUCCUUUCGAAGAAAAUGUUUACUAGGAUUUGGUGAUAUAGUCAUGUGCUAUUGCAAUCAUAGAUACUUUAUGAAACAAAGUGUUAUUUCAUAGAAGUAUCUAGAUCCAUGGCCCGCCUACCCGGCCAAAUAUUAUAGCUAGAAAAAUGUGACUU